Carcharodon carcharias (great white shark) is the source of this 2311-nucleotide messenger RNA. RefSeq lists its product as uncharacterized. Gene Ontology annotation, biological process: retrograde transport, endosome to Golgi. Bases 75 to 1814 code for a protein of 579 amino acids. Gene Ontology annotation, cellular component: membrane; Golgi apparatus. Lineage: Eukaryota; Metazoa; Chordata; Chondrichthyes; Lamniformes; Lamnidae. The transcript is spliced from 21 exons. The record is from RefSeq and is a predicted model, not a curated record.
GUCACAAAGAGGGGGGUCACGGAGCUGGCGUCAAAGCCGAAUGAGGGGGACCUUCCGGCUAGAGUGUAAACAAGAUGGCGGCGGGGAGGCGGAUGAUCGGUGACUACUUAAACUUCCUGUUGUUAGUGACCGUGGCCUUGGGGCCUGAGCUGACCCAGGGUAUUUACGAGGCCGGCAAAUGGAGACUGAAUAUCGGCUGGAAUCAAUCACAGACACAAUUUCUACAACGAAAGACAUUGUUUAACAACUCUUACGUUACCCUGAAAUGGUCAAAGGAGAAUUGUGGCUCCCUGGUAAACCUGAGCGUCACAUGGUAUUUGAGAAGUUUUCACUGUUACGAUGAAUAUUCUGGAGUGACUGAUGAGACAGCAGUAAAAUAUUUUGGUUCUACCUCAAAGCAGCGUGAAGAUGGAAGUGGCUAUUACAUACUACAUGAGUACAAUUCCUUUGUGUGUCAGAAAAGCACCAUUAGUGGGGAGCUGCAAGUAAAACCAUUUGACCAACCAAAGCCAUUGGCAAAUAAGACUCUGCACAUUGAACCUGAACCCAACCCCAAACCAAUAUCCAAAAGAAAUGCAGAGAGCAAGAAGAAAGAAAACAAGCAACCAAAGAACGAACAGAAAGUCACGAAUAAAACCACGGAGGCAGUGACUCCUCCGGGUUCGGUGGUACAGACCUGGGAGGACGCACCAUACAUUUUCAUCAUUGAGGUCCGAGACACGGGACCAAAGGCCGUCUCCCCUAACGACAGAAAUUGGAAUUUAAUCUUAGAAGUGGAAAUGUUGGGACCCUAUGGAUACAUUUCUGCGACAGAUUGGCCACUAAUGAUCUUCUACAUGGUGAUGUGUAUCAUCUAUGUGCUCUACAGUGUUGUAUGGCUUUUCCUGUUGGCCUGUCACUGGAAAGAUUUGCUCCGGAUUCAGUACUGGAUUGGCGGGGUCAUCCUGCUAGGAAUGUUGGAGAAAGCUGUCUUCUAUGCAGAAUUCCAUAGAAUCUCUCAGCAGGGUGUAUCAGUUCAUGGAGCAGUGAUUUUUGCAGAGCUGCUGUCAGCUGUGAAGCGCACCCUCGCUCGAAUCCUGUUCAUUAUCGCUGGGCUUGGCUAUGGUAUUGUCAGACCACGGCUGGGAACCACUUCAAGUCAAGUAGUUGGCAUUGGUCUGCUCUACCUGCUGUUUUCCUCAGUAGAAGGAGUCCUGAGAGUGGCUGUGGAGCAUUCUGCAGCAGCCAUGACCAUCUGUGAGAUUUCUCUUGCAUUAAUAGACUCCUGUAUUGUGUGGUGGAUCUUCGUUAGCCUGUCCCAGACAAUGAAGCAGUUGAAACUCCGAAGAGCUGUGGUGAAACUCUCAUUGUAUCGGCACUUCACAAACACUUUAAUAUUUGCUGUUUUUGCUUCAGUGAUUUUUAUCAUUUGGGUGACUAUGACAUUCAGACUUCCAGCCUGUCAGUCGGACUGGAGGGAGCUGUGGAUUGAGGACGCAUUCUGGCGAUUUCUUUUCUCCGUUUUGCUGCUUGUGAUAAUGUUCUUGUGGAGGCCGUCUGCAAAUAACCAGAGAUAUGCUUAUUCUCCAUUGAUAGAUGAAAUUGAUAAUGAAGAGGAAGAGGAACAGUUGAUCAAUGAGGCUUUCGAGGGAAUGAAGAUCAGACCCAUAAAAUCAGAGUCUAAUGGCACAGUCAAACCCAACAGAACGGAUGAAGACCUCAAGUGGGUUGAAGAGAACAUCCCAUCCUCACUAACUGAUGUUGCAUUGCCUAACCUACUGGAUUCAGAUGAGGAAAUAAUGACGACCAAGUUCGAAAUCUCCAAAAUGGAAUAAUUGUUUGGAAGCAUGUUACAGGCAAAACUUUACUUUUGAAAGCCAAAUCCUCUACUGCAGCGAGUUUGAACAUUGGACCCUUUUUAGUUAAAAGAAAAUGAAGGAACAUGUGGAAUGUUCUUUGUGGUGUGACAUUUUGAAAUGGCAUAAAAGCAUUGUUUUUCAUUUGGGAUACUUUCAGCCGAUCACUUUAUUGAAACUUUUUUAAAGCUGCCUUUUUAUACCAUUCCCCUUGAGACGGUGAAAUUGUGUUUGAACCCUGUGAAGAGCCACUAGCAGAGUCCACUGGAGAAGAGGUGUGUUUUGUGUUGCGAGUGCAAGAAUUGUAGAUGGAGCUGAGCAAAGUAGUUGCGAUGCCAGUUAAGCCAAACCAGGGCACUAAAAUAUGGCACGUGCGUAAAGGUUGUUGGGCUGAAUAUUUAUAUAAUAUAAUGGUACGCCUGUGCUUGUAUAUAUGCAAACAUCUUUUUGUCAUAAUUUAAGGCAAAUAGUAAAAA